UUUCUCUCUCUCUCACACACACACACACACACACACACACACUUCUCUUCAUCCCAUACUUAAGCCAAAUGCUCCGUGCUCUCAGUUGACAAAUCCUGAUCUUUACACACACACACACACACACACACACACAAAUCUGGAUACAAACACACUACCAGAAUGCUCUCGAGGCUGCUGAUGCUCCUGCUGGACCUAGCGUUCAUCUCGGUUGCAGUUAUAAACAGCACAAAGACCCACAACACAACCCAUCAUCUGGAACUCAAAGAAAUUGUGAACGACACUGCUGUUGAUAUUGAGUCAGAGGAUUAUAUGAAUAUGGGGAAAAAAGACCUCCACUACAGCAACUGCAAUGAAAGUUUGUUCAUGGAUUUUGGAAAAGAGUUUUGCUUAAAGGAUUUUGAGGAAGAUAUGAGCAGCCUGGCACAAGAGAACUGGUGCGACUGGGAGAUGGUGCUCGGUUAUUACAACAGUCUGACUCAAUGCCUGGAGAUAUGUGCCACCCAUACGCACUGCUACUACCCUAACGCUCAGGUGCAGGCCAUGUUCGUGGACGUCCAUAUGCGCUACUUCAGCUCAUGCAGCAGUAAAGACGACCCGCUCCCAGACGCUCCAGCGAGGGUCGUCCUCGUCCUCACCCUGCUGCCCGUCAGCGUCAUUCCAGUGCUCGUCUAUAUGGUCAUCUGGAAAAGCAGCGUCAUUGACUGAGAAACACCCACACACACACACACACUCACAGUCUUCUGCUGCAACACCGUGUAUCAUUUAUUCUAACAAGGUUUAGAUAAUAAUAAUAAUAGCAAUAAUACAAUCGAGAAACGCAGUCUGUCUUCCUUAAUUUGUUUGCUAGAUCUGGUCAUUUGUUAGCAAGCGUCUUUUUUUCCCAUCAUACAGAGCGAUAACCGUGGCUAGCAUAAAGCAGCACUUAGCAUAGCGAACGUCUUAGCUGUGCACAUUUCUGUAGCCAAACGUAUGUCGAGCAUUUGAUUGGUAUGUGCUUCUUUUUUGGGAACAUCCACAUUCAACAUCGAGUCCGCGAUCGCUGUUCUUCUGGGAAGAUGUUUAGCCAGAAAAAUUCAACCCAAAUGUGUUUGUUGGGGGUGGAGCUCGAGAGCAGGAGAUCUUCUACAUCUUCCAUGGAAAUCAUAUCUUCAUGGAGCUGGCUUUGUUUACACAUUCAUGCUGGAACAUUUGAUGCCAACGAUCGUGUGCCUCCCAAAUUGUGGUUUGGAGCACACCCUGGGUGGAAAACGCCGGGUCUCCAAAUACUGUAGAGCGUAUUGGCAUUUAUUUUUAUUUUUUGUUAUGAUUGUGUAGUCAAUUAUCCGAGUGUUUUCGAAAGCAUUAAAUAAACGUUUAUUCACAAAUA
Silurus meridionalis is the source of this 1366-nucleotide messenger RNA. RefSeq names its product receptor activity-modifying protein 1-like. Lineage: Eukaryota; Metazoa; Chordata; Actinopteri; Siluriformes; Siluridae. The record is from RefSeq and is a predicted model, not a curated record. The transcript has 5 exons. Gene Ontology annotation, biological process: intracellular protein transport; protein localization to plasma membrane; receptor internalization. The coding region runs from base 160 to 705 and encodes 181 amino acids. Gene Ontology annotation, cellular component: membrane; cell surface; signaling receptor complex. Gene Ontology annotation, molecular function: coreceptor activity.